Molecule: messenger RNA, 761 nt
Organism: Arachis ipaensis
Lineage: Eukaryota; Viridiplantae; Streptophyta; Magnoliopsida; Fabales; Fabaceae
Product: olee1-like protein
Source: RefSeq, a predicted model, not a curated record
AUGGCAGACACAAAAAAUCAUUCCCAGGGGUUAAUCAAGUAUAAGAGAGACAUAGCAUUAAACCAAAUCAAACCCCAAACCAAAUCAAAUCAAAUCAAAAUAAAUUAAAAUGGCAAAGAGCUUUGCAGUGGCUGUCCUCCUUGUUGCAUUUUGCUUCUCAUCAUCUGCAUUGGCUCGUUUGGUUCCUGAAGAUGAUACCUUCACAGUUGAAGGAAAGGUGUAUUGCGAUCCUUGUCGUUUCGAAUUCGAGACCAGACUUAGCCACCCUCUGUCAAACAUUAAGGUGACAUUGGAGUGCAAGAAAAUUGGUGACGAGAAGAACAUUACAUACUUGGUUGAGGGUCAAACUGACAAGAACGGAUUCUACAGCCUGCCAGUGAAGGGUGACCACCAAGAAGAGUUCUGCGAGGUGAAGACAGAGAAGAGCACCCAUGCCAAGUGCAAGGAGCCAAUGAAGAAGAUGGAUGUUGACAGAAUUGCCCUCACCAAGAACAAUGGAGUCAGCUCCUCAAUCCGCUUUAUCAAUCCCCUUGGAUUCAUGACCCGCAACAUUGACGCUAGAUGCGUCAGCGUUGCUCAAGAGUUGGGCAUGUUGGUAUCCUUGAACGACCAACACGACAACUAAUUGAGAUCUCGGAUCAUAUUCUGUCUUGUGUGUUGUGCUCAAUGCACACAUUUUUCAUUCACAAGACCCAGCUAUGUCACGAUUUGAUUUGAUUUGAUUUAUUCUUAUGAAAUAAUAUUUUGAUUUGGUUAAUUUA